Molecule: messenger RNA, 2551 nt
Organism: Camelina sativa (false flax)
Lineage: Eukaryota; Viridiplantae; Streptophyta; Magnoliopsida; Brassicales; Brassicaceae
Source: RefSeq, a predicted model, not a curated record
UUCUCUCUAUCAUCUCUCUCCUUCUCCUCCUCUACCAAAUAAAAACUCUCUCUUUCUCUCUCUCUAAAAUACAUAACUAAUAUAUAUAUAUAUAUAUAAAUACCUCAUCAUCAAAUCAAGAGCGCGUCCCUGCGCGUCGUCAGUAUGUUAUUAUAGACGCCAUUGAAAUUGUGUUAAAUCGGGUUUGAUUCGGAUUGCACAAAAACUCUUUUUUUUUUUUUCCCUAAUUCUCUCAUCUUCUUCUUUCAUUUCUUCUUCUUCUUCUUCUGGGGAAGAGGCAGUUUAAAAUUAUGCCCUCUGUUCAAAUCGUGCCUAUCCUCCUCAGAUCUUAUUAGUCUACGAGAUUCGGCAUCUGGGUUUUAUUCUUCUUCUUCUUCUUCUUAUUUGCAGAGAGAGAGAGAGAGAGCAAAAUGCAAUCGGAUAAUGGAAAGCUUUUCAUCGGUGGGAUAUCUUGGGACACCAAUGAGGAACGCCUCAAGGAGUAUUUCAGCAGUUUUGGUGAAGUGAUCGAGGCUGUCAUCUUGAAAGAUCGUACCACUGGUCGUGCCCGUGGCUUCGGUUUUGUUGUCUUUGCUGAUCCUUCUGUUGCUGAGAUUGUUAUCACCGAAAAGCAUAACAUUGAUGGCCGUUUGGUCGAAGCUAAGAAAGCUGUUCCCAGAGAUGAUCAAAACAUGGUUAAUAGAAGCAACAGCAGCAGCAUCCAAGGUUCUCCCGGUGGUCCAGGUCGCACUAGGAAGAUUUUUGUUGGAGGAUUACCUUCUUCCGUUACAGAGAGCGAUUUCAAGACUUAUUUUGAACAGUUUGGGACAACUACUGAUGUGGUUGUUAUGUAUGAUCACAACACACAAAGGCCUAGAGGUUUCGGUUUCAUAACCUACGAUUCCGAGGAGGCCGUUGAAAAGGUAUUGCUCAAGACGUUCCAUGAACUAAAUGGUAAAAUGGUUGAGGUUAAGCGAGCUGUUCCAAAGGAGUUAUCUCCAGGUCCAACUCGCAGCCCGCUUGGUGCAGGUUACAGCUACGGAGUUAAUAGGGUCAAUAACCUCCUUAAUGGAUAUGCUCAAGGGUUUAAUCCUGCAGCAGUUGGAGGCUAUGGACUUAGGAUGGAUGGUCGUUUCAGUCCUGUUGGUGCUGGAAGAAGCGGUUUUGCAAGCUUUAAUUCUGGCUACGGGAUGAAUGUGAACUUCGAGCAAGGAUUGCCCACAGGGUUCACUGGAGGUACAAACUUCAAUGGCAACGUUGACUAUGGCCGAGGAAUGAGCCCUUACUACAUUGGUAACACAAACCGGUUUGGUCCUGCGGUUGGCUAUGAAGGGGGCAAUGGAGGAGGAAACUCAUCCUUCUUUAGUUCGGUUACACGGAACCUUUGGGGAAACAAUGGUGGUCUUAACUACAACAACAACAACACUACAAACUCAAAUUCCAAUACAUACAUGGGGGGAUCAUCAACUGGGAACAACACACUUAGUGGUCCAUUUGGCAAUUCGGGAGUCAAUUGGGGUGCUCCUGGAGGAGGAAACAAUGCUGUUAGUAACGAGAAUGUCAAGUUUGGUUAUGGAGGAAACGGUGAAUCUGGUUUUGGGUUGGGAACCGGUGGUUAUACAGCAAGAAACCCAGGGGCUAACAAGGCAGUACCAUCGUCUUCAUUCUCUUCUGCCUCGGCAACCAACAACAGUGGUUACGAUGCAGCAGGACUCGCAGAGUUUUACGGGAAUGCUGCAGUUUAUAGUGAUCCCACAUGGAGAUCACCAACUCCUCAGGCAGAAGGGCCUGCUACUUUUAGCUAUGGGAUUGGAGGAGGGGGUCCUUCUUCAGAUGUUUCAGCUAGAAGUUCAUCUCCAGGUUACGUUGGCAGUUACAGUGUGAACAAGAGACAAUCAAACAGAGGCGAGCCAUCACGGUGAACGAUCUGUGUCUUUUGGCGAAUCUUUUAGAUUAUCUUCUCCUUCAUACAAAUUAUGCCCAUGAGGACGAAACUUGAUCAUAUCAUCAAUCAGCUAGAGCUAACCAGAGAAUCCCGCAGAUUUUUCUGUCAUGGUUUGGUUUUCUAAAUUCAUUGUUCCUCCUAGGCUAUUUCUGCUUUCUUUCUUCUUUUUUUUCUUUCUAUUUUUGUUUUCUUUAUUUCUUUCAACGAGGGAUAGAAGAAACUGUAUCUGUCUCUGGCGAGGCGGUAAUACAUAAGAAGAGUUCAAAACCAAAAAAAAAAAAAAAAUGAUCCUUCUUCCUCAGUUUUCUUCAUUGUCAUGUAAUGGUUCUUCUUUCUUCUUCUUCUUCUUGGGGGUUAUGGUUAAGGUUUGUGUUUUGAGGCAGAUUUGUACUAGAGUUUAAGUUUCUUUUGUUUUGUCGUUUUUUUUUUUAAGUCUUUUGUUUUUGAUAGUGUGAGAUAUGGAAAGAGGAUUUAGCCAUGUAGGGCUUUCGAGAAUAAGUCUUUUUAUCACUAUGAGAUUAUUUUGUUCUCAAGCUGUUUGUAUGUCUUAUGCGAACGCAAGCAAAACUCGUUUCUGUUGAUGUACUUCUAUUUUAUAGAAACUAUAUUUUUAUGUUUUCUUCUUGA